AUGUUGAGCUCCAAUCUCCAGUUGCUGCUCUGCUUAGCUGGCAGCAUCUGUGGCCUCUGUGCACCACCCCCAGAAUCAUGCAAAGCAUAUCCGGGCACGUCGUCUUGGCCCUCUGCCCACACAUGGGCUGCCCUCAACCAAACACUCAAUGGACGACUGCUUCAGCCUUCUCCACCCGGCGCAGUUUGCCAUCCUAGUCAAUCUACUUACAACACCAGCCAGUGCUCCCUGGUAGCCGACGAGUGGAAGACGUACGAGUUUCACGUUGCAAACCCAAUUUCUGUCAUGUGGGACAAAUUUGACAACUUUACCUGCCUACCGGAUGAAAACACGCCUUGUUCUCCAGCUGGGUAUCCUGCCUAUGUGGUGAAUGCAUCAACAGCAGAGCACAUCAAGAUUGGUGUAGACUUUGCACGCAAGUACAAUGUCCGCCUCAACGUCAAGAACACCGGCCACGAUUACCUCGGCCGCUCCAAUUCUCCAGGCUCCCUCUCCAUAUGGACCCAUAAUCUGAACAAAAUCACCUACAACAAAGGGCAGUAUAAGCUGAAUGGCUCUGGGAAGGUCCUUCAAGGAAAUUCCAUCACCGUUGGUGGUGGAUCUGAGAUGUGGGAUAUAUAUGUCGCUGCAGACAAGCAUCAUGAGGCCAUUGUUGGUGGAGGAGGAAAGACUGUUGGAAUAGGUGGAUAUAUCACCGGCGGAGGGCACUCGAUCUUUGCGCCAAAGUAUGGCCUGGCAGCAGAUAACGUGUGGGAAAUGGAAAUUGUCACACCAGGAGGGGAUAUUGUCAUAGCGAACGAAGAUAGGCAUCAAGAUCUAUUCUGGGCAAUGAGAGGAGGAGGCGGUUCAACCUUUGGUGUCAUCACAUCUGUCACACUCAAGACGCAUCCAAGCCCCAAGAUUAUGGGUGUCGCAUUUAUGAUGUUCACUGAUCCCAAAGAAUCCAUCGUAUUCGACCUCAUCACCUACAUCGUUUCCCAAAUACCCAUUCUAAUGGCACAAGGCCUUUCUGGGUACAAUCUCGCCACUAAAAAUAUGACGACACCCAUCCAAAUACCAGACGUCGAUAGCCCCGACGUCGUCGCCAAGAUUUUCAAUCCGAUCAACGAAACCCUUCAUGAGCGCUGGCCUGACAAAGUCCAAUUCUACACUCUUCUUACCCAGUAUGAUUCGUGGCUAGCUUGGUUCAGCCAGAAUUACGACACCAACCAGGCGGGUGGAAGCCAAUAUCUUGUCUCCCGACUUCUCGAUGGCGAAGCCCUAACUGGUAACCCGCAAAAGCUGAAGAGCGCUCUCCAAGCAGCGAUUACUCCGAGCGGAACCAUAUCCGUAUUCAUGGUAGGCGGCAAGGGUGUCCAAGAAGCAAAGCCGAGAGGAGGUAGCAAUGCCGUCAAUCCCGCAUGGAGGACUGCAUACGUUCACGCUCUGACCAGCGAACCCUUCGGGCCAUUCAACAAGACUGCAGAGAACAAUGCCAAAGCGAUCCUAGACAAAGAAUUCCAACCACUCCGCGACCUGACGCCCAAAUCUGGAGCAUACAUAAACGAGGCCUUUCCUUUUGAGAAGAAUUUCCAACAGACAUUCUGGGGCAGCAACUACGCGAGACUGCUCCGCAUCAAGCGCGAAAUCGAUCCUACCGACGUAUUUUGGUGCGCGCCGUGUGUGGGAAACGAGAGAUGGGAAGUUCGUCAAGACGGAAAGCUCUGCAAAAAGUAG
This is a messenger RNA of Trichoderma breve, 1716 nucleotides long. RefSeq names its product FAD binding domain-containing protein. The transcript has 6 exons. The coding region runs from base 1 to 1716 and encodes 571 amino acids. Gene Ontology annotation, molecular function: FAD binding; oxidoreductase activity. Lineage: Eukaryota; Fungi; Ascomycota; Sordariomycetes; Hypocreales; Hypocreaceae. The record is from RefSeq and is a predicted model, not a curated record.